Penicillium roqueforti is the source of this 1692-nucleotide messenger RNA. RefSeq lists its product as uncharacterized. Gene Ontology annotation, cellular component: membrane. The record is from RefSeq and is a predicted model, not a curated record. Lineage: Eukaryota; Fungi; Ascomycota; Eurotiomycetes; Eurotiales; Aspergillaceae. Gene Ontology annotation, biological process: amino acid transmembrane transport. The transcript has 7 exons. Gene Ontology annotation, molecular function: amino acid transmembrane transporter activity. The coding region runs from base 1 to 1692 and encodes 563 amino acids.
AUGAACCAAUCUUCAAUGCAAACCUCGAAGGACGCAAUUGAGCUCAAGACAAACGAGACAAAUGACAUCGAACGCUCAGCCAGCUCAGGAACUGAGCAUCAUGGCAAUACUCUCGUCCUAUCUGCGUCGGACGAUGCUGGGUACCACCGUUCCUUGACGAGGCGCCAGAUCAUGAUGAUGACCUUUGGAGCUGGUAUCGGCACUGGUCUAUGGGUGGGAACUGGACAAGCAUUGCACUAUGCCGGCCCUGCCGGUAUAGCAAUCACCUAUACGAUCACAGCGAUGAUCGUGUACGCCCAAUACUCUUCAAUCGGCGAGAUGACUACAUACAAGCCUAUUCAUGGUGGCUUUAUCCGACAAUGCGCUGAAUAUGUGGACCCCGCAUUCGGCUUUGCGAUUGGUGUCAACUUCUGGUUUGCGUGGGUGAUGAUCAUCCCAGCAGAGAUAACAGCAGCGAUAUCCGUCCUGAAAUACUGGCCACAGACAGACGUUGUGCCACUCGCGGGAUUUAUCACUAUAUUUCUGGUAGUCUUUGCCAUCGCAAACAUGUUCCACGUCCGAGUCUACGGCUACAUCGAAUAUUACAUGUCCUUUGUGAAGUGUAUUGCAGUUAUCUUGAUGAUAUUCUUCAUGUUCAUCAUGACAUCGGGCGGAAUAGCAGCAACAAACGGACCAAUCGAGUUCCGAUACUGGAAGAACCCCGGUGCUUUCAAUAAUGGAAUAAAGGGCAUUUCCAAGGCUUUCGUGCAGGCGGCCUUCAGUUUCGGCGGCGGCGAGCACAUCGCUGUUAUAGCCGGCGAGGUAGCCGAUCCCCGUCGCACUAUCAAAAAGACAGUUCGACCCGUUUUCUGGAGAAUGUUUACCUUCUUCGUGGUUAACAUCUGGCUCGUCGGAAUGUGUGUUCCCUCCAAUGAUGUGGAUCUUGUUAACGCCAGCGGGACUAUGGGAAGCCCCUUUGUCAUUGCAGUCAAGCGGGCGGAUGUUUACGGUCUCGCACACGCCAUCAACGGGUUCAUCUUCCUUAGUGUCAUUAGCUGUGGCAUUACUAGUGUUUACAUCGCAAGUCGAAGUUUGACAGCACUAGCUGACCUGCAGAUCAUUCAUCCAUUCUUCGGAAGAAAGGACUCGCAGGGUCGACCCUAUGUGUCCCUGUUGAUCAGUUUGGGCCUUGGUGGUGGGCUAGGCUAUCUCAACUGCAACAGUGUGGGCACUUUGGUGUAUAGUUGGUUUUCGGCCUUGGUGGCUAUAGCGACGCUUUUCCAAUGGGGCUCGAUUUAUAUUGCUCAUCUUCGCUUCCGGCAAGGACUUCGAGCGCAAAACAAGGAUCUCAGCGCACUUCCGUUCAAAGGUCUUCUCACUCCAUGGGCGCAAUACUUUAGUCUCCUUAUUGUGGCGUUUGUCUUCGGUUGUGAAUUCUACCUGGCUUGCUGGCCAUUUGGAGAAAAGGGUUCGGUGAAGAGCUUCUUCUCUUCUUAUCUCGCGGCUCCGUUGUUCGUCUUUGAUUACUUCGUAUACAAGUGGUAUUUCAAAACGAAGAUAGUCAAGCCGGUUGACAUGGAUUUCGGCCCUGCCAGAGCCUUCGAUGAACAAGACCUUAUCAAUGCUAUUGCGACCGAAGAUGCGGAGCGGAAUCCAGAGAAUGACAUGCAGAAGACUUGGAGAAAACGUGCUCAGUAUGCGGUGUUUGGAUAA